GGCGGCCGCCUGUCGGCAGCGCCUGGCCAGGCACCGCCAGCCGCGGCCCGCAAGGUUCCACCUAGCCGCCACGCACCUGCACUACGAGCUGCAGUACGUGCACCUGAUGGCAAUUAGCAUCAACGCGCUGCUGAACAAGCCGCUGCCGACGCUUGAGGUCGCCUGCACACUGAAUGGCCCGUUGGCCAUGAAUCUGGGCUUCGGGCCGCCGGACGAAGGUGUGGACCAUGGCUGGCCCGCCGAUCUGAUCGAGGACACCGAAGUGAACCACCUGCUGGACACUGUGACGGCCGUCAUCGAGUCGGAGGUCGCCAAAGAGACCGGUGCGGCGAGUCGCCCUGCAGGGUACGCGCCGUCCCGGACCGCCGGAGCGGAUGACCAGGGGAGACAGUGCACGCAGUCGGGGAUGGAAACCGCCGAUGCUCAGGCUGGCGCGGCCUCAGAAGACUGCUGCCGUCCUGUGGCGGAGAGCCAGGUGUUGGAGCCUGCUGACACCGAGCCAGCCCGUGCUGAGACGGGUCAGGGGGUCGUCGCGACGGCGACCGUCGGCAGAGGCGGCCUGCACGUGGCCGACGCGCCAUGGAGGCUGCUCCGUCCGGAAACUGCAGCUGAUCUGCACCCGGACCUCCGUACCGUCCGGAGGGUGACCGCCGUCCUCAACAAAGUUCCGCUCAACGGCCGAUAUGCCGCCACCAAGAGAAGACUGCGAGAGAUGCUGGGGAAGGUGCAGGUGGAGACGGAGCUGGGCCUCUACACGCUGGUGGCUGCCGUGCAUGACAGGGCCGUGUCAGACGCACGCAGCGCCAGGAUAUGCGCCCUGACGUGCAUCAUCCUGGCCAACCUGCAGGUAGCCGUCGAGUUGAGACCGGGCAGAAAGAUCACCUUCUGUGAGAUGCUGCCUGACGUCGUCCUACGUUAUGUCAAGGAAGACAGAGAGAUGCAGCGCAGCCGACGACUUAUGGAGCUUCAGGAAGAAGAGAACAUCACCAUCCGGAGACAGAAGAUUCACGAUCUCAGAGUCGAGAAGGGCGAGGCUCACCGUCGCGCCAUGAACCACAUUUGCCUCGUUGGCUGCCUGUUUCGGCUGCGAGCGAUAAGCGUCGGGCACAUGUACUGGAGUAUUUCCGCGCUUCUGCGUCACAAACACGUCGGUUCGCUCCGGGUGGUCUGUGCCCUGCUGUCCCAGGUGGGAGAGAGACUGGAGAAGACGAAAACGGGAAAGGAAUGGAUCGCGGACCUGUUCAAAGAGCUAGAUGCACUGACGAAGAGCGACGCGUUGCAGAGCAGUACAAAGUUCUGGCUGAUGAAUUUGGUCCAGCUUCGAGCCCAAAACUGGGUCCAGUGUCGACACGACAGAACAGCUAGGACCACGGACAAGAGUGAGACGGGUGAUUGGAAGGGCUGUAGCGAUGCCAACAUGAUCGGGAAAAGUGCGUGAAUUGAAGGUAAGAGCGAGACAAGCGCAGGAAAGGUGCCGAGAAGAAGAGUGGUGGCGAGGACAUGUGAGGCGCUGAGAGAAGAAGAGUGGUGGCGAGGACAUGUGAGGCGCUGAAAGAAGAAGAGCGGUGGCGAGGACAUGUGAGGCGCUGAGAGAUGAAGAGUGGUGGCGAGGACAUGUGAGGCGCUGAGAGAAGAAGAGGGGUGGCGAGGACAUGUGAGGCGCUGAGAGAAGGGAAGUGGUGGCGAGGACAUGUGAGGCGGCGAGAAAAGGAGAGUGUUGGCGAGGACAUGUGAGGCGCUGAGAGAAGAAGAGUGGUGGCUAGGACAUGUGAGGCGCUGAAAGAAGAAGAGUGGUGGCGAGGACAUGUGAGGCGCUGAGAGAAGGGAAAUGGUGGCGAGGACGUGUGAGGCGCUGAGAGAAGGGAGGUGUUGACGAGGACAUGUAAGGCGGCGAGAGAAGGAGAGUGUUGGCGAGGACAUGUAAGGCGCUGAGAGAAGCAGAGUGGUGGCGAGAACAUAUGAGGCGGUGAGAACGUGACCGCCUGGCGGGAAGGAAUAUGGUGACGGUGGUGAAGGGGGGUUGAAGCUGGAAGCAGGAUCGCUAGCAAGAAGAGGACUUGUGCUGAAAAUGCCCCCGGCGACGGAGCAGGGUUGGAAAUGGGGUCGUUGACGUUGAGAUCAGACCAAACGGCGAGGUCACUUAU
Molecule: messenger RNA, 2144 nt
Organism: Pollicipes pollicipes
Lineage: Eukaryota; Metazoa; Arthropoda; Thecostraca; Pollicipedomorpha; Pollicipedidae
Exons: 5
Coding region: 107-1438 (443 amino acids)
Source: RefSeq, a predicted model, not a curated record